Messenger RNA from Oryctolagus cuniculus (rabbit), 13034 nucleotides. The record is from RefSeq and is a predicted model, not a curated record. Lineage: Eukaryota; Metazoa; Chordata; Mammalia; Lagomorpha; Leporidae.
UAAAUAAUGUAUUUGGAUUCGACGGGCCAGAGACGGAAAAACAUACCGAGCCUCUCUCUCGGUGAUCAGGUGGAUCCUGCUGUCCCAGAGCAGAAGAAAAGAACAAGGUUGCUCUGAAACCGGAGAAGACGUCAAGUGACCCCAGAGCUCCGCCAUGAGGCCGGGGCCAGACCGCGGCAAAAAGGAGCAAAAAAAGGCCGCCCCUGAGCCAUCUACCUCCCCAGCCUUCUCGACCCCAUCCGGGGUUUUGGAAUAACUGGCUGUGCAGGUGGAAGACGGAAGGACAGGUCGGGGCUGCGGCCCUUCCCACGUCCUUGUUGCCCUCAGUUCCUGGAGUUCAGCAGAGAAACGUGGGCUGGCCAAGCCACGCGCUGAAGUCGCAGGAUUCCAGGUGUCAUGCAGCAUUCCAGAAUUCCUACAGAAACUCAGGCUCGGGCGUGUGCUGCCCGCCCCGCGGCAACAGCUGUGCACCGGGCCUUUCAGAUAAAAGCGUUUCGUACAGAGCUGAAAGACCACGUGAUGCUCAUGGAUUUGGUGCAGAGUAACUGGCUUCCCUCGCAGAGAAGAGCCAAGGUUUGCCUCAUCCACAUGCGUGCAGGCCUGACGACCCCUGAGCAGCCAGCCAGCACAUACGAGAUCCAGAGUGGACUCCUCGCGCCUGGCACAGCUCUCCCUUCCCGAGGAAGAAAUGAGAUCCUUUCAAACGCAGGAUUACGGGGCCAGCCGUGCAGUACACACGACCCAAUUGCCUUUAGAAACCUCCAGUCUGAUGGUGCAGAGGGGAAAGCCGGCGUCACCGAGGGGGCUCCAGAGUCACAGCACACAAAGAUGAUUUCAUCCGUGGUCAUUCCGCAACUGAUGCAUGAGAAGGAAUCGAAAGAGGAUGGGGCUGCAUUGGCCCUGCCGUGCGCCAUUGCUCGGCCACGUGCGUGCCACAUGAAGACAGCUCCCACCACCCGCAGCGGAGUGCACCUUCACAGUGCAUUUGCGUUACUUCCUGGUGGCACAGGAAUCCCGGCCCCAUCAGAUGAGCCAGGCCCCAGGACGGGGCUGCCUCCCAGAGGUGAGGCCAGGGGCGGCGGCUCCCGCAGGGGCUUCGCAUCCAUCACCAUCACCGCCAGGCGCAUAGGCCCCCCAGCCGGCACCCUGGUAUGGGGGACUGUUGGGGACCCACCGUGUCCCAAGUGCAGGGUGGACGAUGCUCUGGCUGGGGGGACCCGCCCACAGUGGCGCCAAGGACCUGUGGCCUGCACAGAGUUCUCCAGAAAUGGCUCAGUGGCGAGGAUGAAGGUUCCAGAGCUGCAGGCACAGCUGUGUGAGGGACGUGACUCCUGGGUCACCCACGUGGACCACAGAGAGGACAGCUUUUCCGCAGAAGCCACGCCGUCAGGCCAGGGCCCUCUGGUGUUCAGUUCCUGCGUCCACUUCAGGGUGUCUCAGCAGUGUCCGAAAUCAAUGCACUACCUGGACAAGUCCCUCUUCAUUCCCAUCCAGCCACCUGCCACGGCCAGCCCUCAGUGGCACAGGUCCGUCCUGUCACUCAACCUCAACUGUAGUUCGCACGGGCUGACAGCAGAUGGAGUAGAUGGCCCAGCUAACGGAGAGCCACGGCAGAGAGCCCAGAGCCUUCCAAGCCCAGGAUGCAACCCGGCUUUGCAGGAAUGCCACCUGCAGGGGAGCCCAGAGGGGUCAGGGCAGGCGCACUUGGGGGCAGGUCCUUGGACGAGCUCUCUGCCGCUGGAAAACACAGAAUUCACAGGUGCGGGAACGGACCAGGACACUAUCGCGAAAGGGGCUGAGGACCACGCCCCUCACCGACAUGCUCGUGGUCAGGCCAGCCAGCUGUCCAUCCACAUUCCGGGCUGGAGUUACACAGCAGUCGAAACAAAAGUGUUCUCUGGAAGGAGCGAGGAGCAGCAAGAAGCGCGCGUGACUCUGUCUGCUCCCCCAGUGGAACAGCAGCUGGAAGGGGACGGCUCUCUGAGCCACGACCUUUCUGAGCCCACGGCCAGACGCCACCAGCCCUUCCUGAACUCCACAAUCCCUUUGCCUCGGUUCCUUUGCCCCUUUCACGAUGUGUGCACAUCUCUGCAGGAAGACAAUGGUGUUCAGAUAGAGAGAGAGUUCCCCACAGGGGACUACACGUGCUGUGACUUGGUUUUGAAAAUAAAGGGAUGUAAGAAGAGUGACAAUGCCACCGCACCUGAGCCCUCACUGCCGCCGCCACCCUCGCCACCUCCCCCCGAGGGACCCGAUGCCCCGGACCUGUCAGAAAGCUAUCUCAGGGCUCAGCAAACACCUGCCGGCUCCUUGACCCUGCAGGAAGCACUGGAGGUCCGGAAGCCUCAGUUCAUCUCUCGCUCUCAAGAGCGGCUGAAGAAGCUGGAACGCAUGGUGCAGCAGAGGAAAGCAAAGCAGAAGGAGGGGCUGGGCCAGCAGAGCCUCCUUCCCGUCCGUGCCAACAAGAAGCAGUUCACGGUCCCCCAUCCUCUUAGCGUAUCAUCUAGCAAAGCACUACUCACAGCGCAUUCCAGAGGAGGGUGAGUCCCUUCGGGUUCCCUGGAGAAACUUCCUGCUGCGUGUGACACACUGUACCACAUUCUCUUGGAAGGUUGCAAUGCUCGAUACAUGUUAAGGCUGCUGAAAAGUUCUGAAGCAAGAAACCUGCUUAAAUUUGUUUUCUCUAAACUUUCUUGACAUUGGGAUUCUGUUGUCUAAUUCUUCAGAGUCCGUUUGGGUAACAUUUUCCUAAGAAUGUUUGCUUAUGUAUCUGCCGUGCCUGCUGAAGAAACCCAACUGGAGUUUUUCAGUUAGCGGUAGAAACCGUGACUGUGAGAAAUUGGUCUGUCUCUUGCUAUCUGCGUAGCUUUGGUCUAGCAAUGCCAGGAAGUGAUGGCUGGUGUCCCAGCGACUCCAGGAGGCAGUGGGGGCAUUGUGCCUGUUUCGUCUGUGGCUGGCUUUGCCUCGCUGGACACCUCCUGGUGACAGGCCCUGCCCAGAGCUUUCUCCAAUGGGGCUGUCCUGACGGCUGUACCAAUGCCACCGUGUUGGUACCCAGAAAAAGAUCCUCCAGAGGAAGAGGAGCCAAUCUUGUUCUCUUUGAAAAACACUUCGCAAAUGUUACAAUAUGAGAUGACCACAGACAAGAAAAAAAUCCAGCAUAAUGGCGGGGGUCCAGGGAAGAGGGCUUGUCCAUACCAGUGAGCCAAGACAAUGGCUCGGAGAAGUCACAGACCACCAGACCAUUGACUGAGUAGGGGCAGGUGCUCAGCAUCCCCACUGCUACCUGCACAUGUGGCGGCUUCAGUCUAAGACGCGGGGACCCCUGAGGCUGGGACCUGACCCCUUGUUGCCUUGGCCUCGGGAGAUUCUCUAGACAAUCAAAGUAGGGUUGCCAGACGUAUCAGACGAAUAUGUAGGAUGUCCGGCGGGGUUUGCAUUUGCAUCGGUGAUUGCUUUUUUAGAAUAUGUUCCAAAUAUUGCACUUCUUACUGCGACAGCAUCCUCUGUUGCUGAUCUCAAGUGCAAGCCGCAUCUCGAGGCAGUCCUCCCUCAAGGCCCCGAAUCCCAGGCAGGGACCUGCCCCUGCUCCUCCCCUUCUGGCUGCCCCUGGGAAGGUGCCAGGGGUCAUCACACUGAGGGAGAGGUCGGGAUCAUCUGGAGGCCUUGUGAUGACUCAGAUCAUAGACCUGGCCCAGGAUUCCUGUUCAGAUGACAUGGGUUGGGGACCAAGAGUUUGCAUUUGUGGCAAGGUCCCAGGUGACGCUGGGGCUGCGGGCUCAGGGACUGGAAGGUGAGCAGGAGCCAUGCAGAGCUGGCAUCAGGUGAAUGAGGAGGACACCAGCCCCGCUCUGAGAACCGCAUCCUUCUGUGUGCAGCAGAGAACAGAACCCCUGCUGAUCCUCUCAGUGCUCAACCCUCCGGUCUCUUACGCAUUGACCUGGAGACCCGAGCGUCAGGGACUUAAUCACGAGACCUCCUCUUCCUCACCUGUAGGGAGGAGAGAGCUCCGUCCUCCUGGUGGUUGUGAGGGUGAACCAGAACCUGACUCAGGAGGCCGGGGGUCCCAUGUGGAGGAGAGCAGUUGGCGAAUGGUGGUGGUGAGCACAGAUGGCACCUGGGGCUUCUCCACUUUGUGGGGACCAUUCCCACGGGUUCCUCCAAGAACGUGAGAGCAGAUUCUCUUCUCUCACUGGGCAGGGGAGGGACCAGGACUCACAACCUCAGGGAGUUUGUGCAGGGCACAGACACAGAGCAGAGGCCCACACUGAUUGGGAGUCUUCACGCUGAGCCAUAAGACAACUUUCCCAUGUCAGCAAGGAGCAGGCAAGCCACGGGAGUCACCAUGAGGACGCCAUAAAAGCAUCAUGUUCAAUUUACUAACACUCAUUAUUUUUAAGUAAGCGGAAAGAAACUGAAUUUCCUGUCCUAUUUAGUGAGGUCACUGAGAAUUGGGGUCAUUAAAUCCUAGGGGCUGAGCGGAGCUGCCUCCCGCAUCAGCAGGGAGCUCCUUGCAGAAGAUGCCAGCAUCCCUGCCAGCCCGGCAGAGCUCUCUGGGGGAGACGCACGUUUAGUAACCACCAGGGGCCCUUUGCAAAGCUUCCCUUUGGGAGCUUUGGUCUCAAGGAGGGGUGUGGGUGGCUUGAGAGUCUCUGAUCCCACCCACACCAGAGUGGACACAACUGGUACAUCUUGGGGCUGUUGCACAGGCCCCUGGCAGGACUGGGGAUCUGGUUAGGAAGUGGUACAAUCCAGUCUUCCUCAGGGGGCCCAUGGUUCCUAUGGGGGACUCAUGGAGAUCCCUGGACCCCUUUGCUCCUGGCUGGCUGUCUCUAUGAGUAAGUAAGCAGCCAAUAAGUAGAAAUAGUCAGCGUUUGGUGCCGUUGGCCGUAGGGAAGGAGAAGAGACAUUCUUUGUCCUCCAGGCACAGGGCUGGGCAACCUUUCUUCUUCCAAGGGCCAUUUCGAUAUUUACAACAUCUUUUGUGUAGCAACUUCAACGUCUAGUCCCCUAGACUAAGCUGCUAGCAUGGGCAGCUGUCACUCAGGGCGAGAGUCCACGGAAGCUAGGAGUGAGGUUGGAAGCACUGUGUUUAUCCAGCACAAGAUAUAUUUUUUGUUUUGUUUUUAAAUUUGUAUUAAUAUAAAGAGAAUGUGUAUUUCAUAGGUGCAAUUCUAAGAAGAUAGCCAUACUUUCCUCCCUUCCUUUUUCCCUCCCUCAAUCUUCCUUCUUCUUUCCUAACUAUUACAGAAACAUACUUUCAUUCCACUCUAUAAUCACAGGCUUAAUGCACCACUAACCAUAAUAUUCAACAGGAAAGACUACAGUUCCACAGGAGAAUAAACAAGGGCUGAAAUAAUCAAAUCUCUAGAUACCUGUUUCAUUCCUAUACAUUUUUUGCAUUCUACAUUAACUGCCACAUCUCAGAGAAAACAGAUGAUAUUUGUCUUUUGGGGGACUGGCUUAAUGGUUUCCAGUUGCAUCCAUUUUGUUGCAAAAGACAGGAUCUCAGUCUUUCUUAUGGCUGAGUUGUAUUCCAUCAUGUAUAUAUAUUGCAUUUUCUUUAUCCAGUCAUCAGUUGAUGGACAUCUGUGUUGAUUCUAUAUCUUAGUUAUUAUGAAUUCAACUGAAAUAAACAUGGGAGUACAGAUAAUUCUUUCAUAUGGUGAUUUCAUUUCAUUUGGGUAAAUUCCCAGGAAUGGGAUGUUAGAUCUAUUUUUAGAUUUCUGAGGAAUCCCAAUACUGUGUUCCACAAUGGCUGUCUAGUUUACAUUCCCAUCAACACUGGAUUAGGGCACCUUUUUCCUCCCAUUCUUGCCAGCAUUUAUAGUUUUUUGAUUUUGAAUGAUAGCUAUUCUAAUUAGCUAUUCUAACCUCCUUGUGGUUUUCCUUUGCAGUUCCCUGAUCUAGUGAUGAUAAUGAUCCUGAGCAUUUUUCACGUGUCUAUUGGCCAUUUGUAUUUCAUCCUAAAAAUGCCUGUUCAUGUCCUUUGCCCAUUUCUUAACUGGAUUGUUUGUUUUGUUGUUGUUGAGUUUCUUGAGCUCUUUAUAGAUCCUGAAUAUUAAUCCUUUAUCAGAUGCAUAGUUUGCAAAUAUUUUCUCUCAUUCUCUCAGUCGCAUUUUUGUUGAGUGUUUCCUUUGCAGUGCAGAAGUUUGCUAGUUUAAUGUAAUUCCAUUUGUCUAUUUUUUAUUUCUUGUGCUUCUGGGUUCUUUUCCAAGAAGUCUUUGCCUAUGCCAAUAUUUGGCAGCUUCUCCUAUGUUCUCCUGACGGUAUUGGGUCACAGAUUUGGAUCCUCAAUUCAUGAGUUGAUUUUUGUAUAAGGCAGUGGUCUUGUUUCAUCCUUCAGCAGGUGGGGAUCCGAUUUUCCCAACACCAUUUGUUGAAGAAACUGUUCUUUCUCCAGGGAUUGAUUUUAGCUUGUUUGUCAAAGGUUAGUUGGUUGUAGCUGUGUGGAUUAAUUUUGGGGGUUUCUAUUCUGUUCGAUUGUUCUACAGGCUGUUUUUGUGCCAGCAUCAGGCUACUUUGAUUAUAACUGCCCUGUGGCAUGUCUUGAAAUCUGGUAUUGUGAUGCCUCCAGCUGUUUUUGUUGUUUAAGACGGCUUUAGCUAUCUGGGGUCUCUUAUGUGUCCCUAUGAAUUUUAGCAUUUUUUUCUUAGUGCUGAGAAGGAUAUCCUUGGUAUUUUGAUUGGAAUUACAUUGAAUCUAUAAACUUUUAGGUAGCAUUGAGAGUUUGAUGAUAUUAAUUCUUCCAAUUCACAAACAUGGAAGAUCCUUCCAUUAUUUUUGUGUCUUCUUCUAUUUCUUUCUUUAAGGUUUUGUAAUCUUUAUCAUAGAGCUCUUUUACAUCCUUGGUUAAAUUUAUUACAAGGUAUUUAAGUUUUUAUUGUAGCUAUUUAUAAUGGUACUAAUUUUAAAAGUACUUUCUCAGGAAUAGCAUUGAGAGAGAGGGACAUAAAGAGUGAGAGAGAGAGGGAUUAUCUUCCAUCCACUGGUUUACUCCCCUAAAUGGCCACCACAGCCAGAGCUGGACCAGGCAGAAGCCAGGAGCCUGGAGCUCCAUCCAAGUCUCCCCCGUGGGGAGCAUGGGCCCAAGUACUCAGGACAUCCUCUGUUGCCUUCUCUGGCACAUGAGCAGGGAGCUGGAUCGGAAGUGGAGCAGCCAGCCAGGACUCAAACUAGUACUCGCAUGGGAUUGCAGCUGAUUGCAGGCUGCAGCUUAACCCACUGCACCUCAACACUGGCCCCUAACACAGGAAUUUAGCAUCAGAAGAACCCUUUACAGGCAAGCAACCAGGAGUUUUUGACUUGCCUUUAUGUGGUAUAAUGUGCACUGUUCAGUUCAUGGGGGGCUCCUUAGCCGAAGUUAGAGCACCCCACUCUUGCCUACUUUAAGCAAAUGGGAGCUCCCCUCUUGUGAGCUGAACAGAAAUGGUAUGCUCCUGUUGGGGUUUAAGUAUUGAAAACUGUGGUGUCAUCCGUCCAGGGGCAGGUGGCCAACUGCUUCUUGGCUUUGAAACAGGCACAGGGAACAGCGUUGUGGACUCAAAACACACACAGCCCCUAAAAUGUACCCCACUUCCAUGUCUUUUGAGAUGGCCACUGUUUAAGAAGACUUGCGAGGGGGAGACAGGGCUGUGGACUUGACGUCCCUACUGGGAGCUGGCUCGGUGGCCCUCGUGCAUUCUCUCCACAAGCCUCUUUGGGAGAUCCUGUUUCUAUGAGAAGGGAAGCAGAUGUCGAAGACGUUCUUCCAGGUGCUCAGGGGGGCUGAAGGGAACGAGCCUCGGAGAGGCCGUUGCCCUAAUAAAUCGUGUGAAGUUGACUAUCAUUUAGAUUGGUAUUCAACGGGGAAAAUUAAGCUUUGCAAUCAGAGCUGCAGAGAAGGUUCGAGGCAGAGGGAAAACAGCUCCAGCCCCGUAAACAAUCCUGCGGGCCUCGGGGGGCUCCUGCUACUUUCUGGCGUCUUUGUUGGCUGUUGGCAUGCACACAUCUAGGGGUGGUGGUUAUAUGUUCACAGCGAUGGCUAUUGGGACCUUGAUUUCACAUGAGCAGCUUCAGGCACACCUGUCUUGUACCUGUCCGUCUGCUGACUUUGAAACAGGCAGGCACUUAAGGAAGCCUGGCCCUGGCAAGUUAAAUUCAUAAGACUCUGUGGUCUCGGCCCAGGAAUGAGCCAUGUGCAAGACACUCGGGGGGGAGGGGGAAAAAUAAAGGACUUCCCAGAAACUCAGAAAUGGACAGUUUACCUUAGUAACGUUGUUGGGGCAAAAUGGACAACCUUCUGUAGUUGAAUGAUAGUGGGAAGUAAAGAGACUGGCAGUCUCGUUCCUCAUGUCAGUGAAUUAGAAUACUGGACGCUUCCAGACUUUCAUGGAAGACUCCCAAGCAGGCUGACAUUGCCCUCACCACUCCCAUGUUAUAGAGGCAGGGCCGUUGCUGAAAGGGAACAGGUGGACGCGACCUGUGAUUCUGAACAAAGCGCAGGCUGGAUGUUUCCACGCCGUGAGACGAGACCCCUGGCCACGCGGCACCUGUCCUUGUAGGCGGGCAGAUGCACAUGGCCAUGCCCCACCUUCCUCCCCCACCAACAGGCCCACACGGCCCCGCCCCAACCCCAGGUGCUCCAGUUCCUUCAGUUCUGUGACUCUGUGGGGCUUUCCCAGGUCUCCUCUCGCCUGGUGGACCUGACUACUGCUCCGUGAGGCCUCCCCUUCCCCGUGCCAACCUUGGUCCUGGCACUGAGAGGCCAUAUGCACCUGGCGCUCCCUCUGGACUCUGAGCUCACUUCGUAUCUUUGUGUCCCUGCCACCUAGCUCCAAGUGAUACAAACUUAGUCAUCAAGCAGAUGGGUUGCUCUAACUGAAACCCUGGGAGCCAUCCUCGAGUGGUCACUUCCACCUGGGAGACAGGGAGUCCCUGGUGAGGUGGGUGCUGCAGCUGUGGCUACCAGCCCCUCUGGGCUCCUGGUGCAUGCUCCCCACCCAUGCCCCUGCUGUCACUGCCCCUCCCACCACCCAGUUUCUGAAGAGGUGCCACAGUCAUUGUCCGGUGAUAAAGCCUACAUGGCUCACCAUCUCUCUCACCCAGAAGGCCCACAAACUGCUUAUGUGGGUUUGCACGGCCUCCUGCAUGUGUGGCUCCCACCUUUGGUGUGUGUUGUACUUCUUUGCAGGUGCUGGGUGGGAUUGCAGUGUCCAUGCACAGGCAUCGUGGGCAGCAUCCCACAGAGGCCGGAGGGUGAAGCUUGAGUGGAAAAGCAUGAUUGUGGCCACUCUCACCCCUGCACCUGCCCCUCAUGCUACAGCCACGUUCUUGCCACAGGAACCCGCUGUUCCCUGUCCCGCUCCUCCCACAGCUGGCUGCGGUGCUCACCCGGCCCUUGGUUUACAGCUCUCCCUCCCUGCGUGAUCUUCCUGGCUGCUCGGGUCGGGGCAGCCAUUCCUUUCCAUCAGAGCACCUGCUGGAUACUUUGCAGCCUCCUGGACCAAUGGACUCUCCUGGAGGCCGGCUCUCACCCAGUCUCGUUCCUUCCGAGUGUCCCCUAGGAAGAGAGGGGAUGUGGAAGGGAGGAAAACGCAAGCAUUCAGGGGUGUCGUGGGGCUGGUGUGAAGAGGAGUGGUGAGCACCUAAGGAGCCAUCCUGUAGACACUGGCUGAGUUGUUGUGAGUCAUCACGCUGCCCACCUGGGGUUCAACGUUCCCCCUCCCUAGCUCUCACCACCUCCCUUCUCACAGUGCUCAAAGCUGCUCCCUGCACAUUCUUUGACACUGGUGAGCAUGGAGCCAUUCAAGGUGACCUGCUUUGUUCCAGAUGGCACCCUUGGUGGGAAGGGUGGACCCUCCCCUUUUGGCCUCGCCUCUUCCUCUCCCCCAGGAAGGCCCUGCUGCCCGAUCCAUGGGCUGAGGGCUGUGGCACAUUCCUGAGUCAUCAGCAACCAGCAGGCAAACACUUCCCUGAGGAGCAGGCUUGAGCCCGCCGCCAGUGGCCUGCUGGUGUGCACCUGCACCAGGGGCCAGAUCAAAGCGUCUGCUGCAGCCUCACAGCCAGGAAGAGCUCAGAAAGCAGCACGGAGCUGCCCGACACGGCUGCAAAGCCUGACUGUGGUGCCCGGGGCUCUAAAGAUACAAACCAAAGGGCACCGCACGUCCCAGAGUGGAUGGAAGGACUGAGGUCGGGAAAGACUGGCAAAGGCGAUGUGGCGUGAUUCACGGCCACCGGGCACCAGCUCCGCUUGCCUCGGCCUCCCCAGUCUGCCGGAGCUCGGGGAUCACUCCUGACUCGAGUCCGAUCUCCAUGCGAGGCUCUCUCGGGGUGGUGUCCUCAGGCAGUCCCGUCCUUGCUUGCCCAAGUCCCUGACAAACGUACGUGGACAUUCACCUUUGUUGGAAAGGCCGUAGAAUGUUCUGGAGGACCUUGGCUCUGGCCUGGCCCUGUCUGGCGCAGGGCCAGGGCUGGGCCCUGGGAAGCGUCUUGACCACUCACAGUCUCUGCAGACCCUUCCUUAGGUGGGAACCCAGGAGUCCUCAAAGCACGAACACUCAACAUAGACCUCAGUUUUUAAAAGAUUUAUUUAUUUAUCUGACAGUGUUACAGAGGGGGAGAGUCACACAUGGAGAGAUCUUCCAUCCACUGGUUCAGCCUUCAGAUGAGGGAAACAGACAGUAUGGCUAGUCCGGGCUGUAGCCGGGAGCUUCAUCUGGGUCUCCCAAGUGGGCCAUCUUCCUGUUUUUCCUAGGCUAUCAGUAGGGAGCUGGAUACGAGGCAGAGCACCUGGGACACAAAGUGGUGCCCACAUGGGAUGCUGGUUUUGCAGGCAGUGGCUUUACCUGCUACAACACAGCACUGGCCCCUGUGUCAAUUUUAGAGUUAUAUCUUUAUUUCUAUUUUAUUUGAAAGGCCAGAGAGUGGCAGACAGAGAUCUCCCAUGCAGGGGUUCAUUUCUCAAAUGCCUGCAAUAGCCAGGGCUGGGCCAAGCCAGAGCCUGGAGCUCAAUCCAUGUGGGCUCCCUCUUGGGUGACUGGGACCCGUGUACUUGGGCGAUCAUGUAUGGCUUCCCAAGGGUGAGCGUUAGCAGAGAACUGCAUUGGAAGCGGGGGAACUGUGACUUGAACCAGGCACUCUGAUGUGGCAUGUGGGUUUCCCAAGCAGCUGCUUAACCACUUUACUAAACACGGCCUGGGUUUCAAAUAUUUUGCCAUCAAAGUAAACUUAGCCUUUAAUGCCAUUUUCCCACAUUUUGGAGUGCCCUCCUAUUCUGAUUCCUUUCUCCUGUUUUUCUUUUGAAUCUUAGCUUUUGAAGUUCAGUAAUGAUGCCAUAUUCUUGCUUUCAUGUUUGAAAACCCAGAUAGAAUGAAAGCCCUGUCACUGUCUCGCAAAGCAGAGGCCGCGUCGUGUUUCUCACAGGAGGAGUUUCCUAUGAUCCGUACCUCUGCCUCCCUUCCAUGAUAUUCCAGAAACUUCUGUAUGAGGUUGAUCCUCUGUAUUUAUGGAUUCUGCAACUUUGGAUACAACCAACUGUUCAUCGAAAAUAUUUGAGAAAAAAAUUGCAUCUGUACUGAAUACUUCCAGAUGGUGCCCAGUGUUUCUUUGCAGCUUGUCCCAUAAGCAAGGCACCGACCGGCCAUUUGUGUGGCGUGUACAUUGCAUCGAGUGCCAUGAGGUACAGUGACGAGGCGCAGCAGGCAGGAGACUGUGCAGGCCGCCCGGACGUGCGCGGCAUCGUUUUAUACACAGGCCUUGAGCAGCUGUAGAUUUCAGUGCCUGUGGGGAUCCAAGCACCCAACCCCCCGGGUACCAAGGGAUGACGUGUUCUCAAUCCGGAGACAGCUGUUCCCCUGGCUCUAUGGGACAGGCAGGUGGCCCUCCAUGGGGACAGCUGACCAGAAACACAUCCAGGUCCUGCUGAGGAACCCACCCCAGCUGUGGGAUGCUCAGUGAGGUGGGAGCUGCUUAUGGCCUCUGCUCCAGAGAGCGUGGCUGCCACUCAGCGCCACGAGCCAGCCCCACGCAACAGCGCCUCAGGGCAUUCCUGCGUGCCAGGCCCCAGCUCACCCGCAGGACCUGGUGUCCCAGGCAUCUCAGAGUUACCACAAAAGGUCCCUUUUCAGUGAUUACCAAAGGGUGUAGGUGGUUUUCAAAGAUAUAUCUCUUUUUUUAAGAGUUAUUUUUAUUUAUUUGAAAGAAUAACAUAGAAGUAGAGACAGAGAAAGAAAGAAGGAGAGAGGCCUUCCAUCUGCUGGUUCCCUCCCCAAAUGGGCACAAUGACGGGAGCUGAGCCGAUCCAAAGCCAGGAGCCAGGAGCUUCCUCUGCAUCUCCCAUGCAGCUGCAGGGGCCCAAGGACUUGGGCCAUCUUCCACUGCUUUCCCAGGCCAUAGCAGAGAGCUGGACUGGAAGAGGAGCAGUCGGGACUAGAACCAGCACCAAGACAUAGCAUUUUUAAACUUACAAGCAUUUAUGAACAUCGUAGUGAUUAGGAAUACAUACAUCCACAGAGAAACAUUUGCAGUGAUUUUUAGCCACGAGGGACUGAUCCUCAAUCCAGGGACCCUGAGCUGUGUGGCCGUUAGGUUGUCAUCUGUUCUCUUCUGACAGCACAAAGGGCAGGUGGUCCUCACACAGAGGCUGAGCGGGCCGGACAGAGGGCUACAGGCAUCGUGAAGCCCGCAGCAUCAAAAUGCCCCCGUGGAGAGCUGGGAGGCGUCCUGGCCAGGGCCUCAAAAACCUAGGGCGGGGCUGUUUCUGGGGGGAGGGGCGCUGGACUUGCACCCCAGAAAACGUGACUUUCAAAGGAAUCGCUCUCCAUGCAGCAGGUGAGAAGGUGACCCUGAACUCGAUGCCCUGUGUGAUGCUCGUCAAGGCUAAUUCUCCAUGGCCCGUUGCCAUGGCAACUGCAGAUGCUGCCCGAGUUUCUUCUGCAUCCUGCAGGGUCUGCCCGGCUGUGACAGAGAGGGAGGGUCAGUCCCGGCCUCUGUGCUGGACGCACCCGGACGUUUAGAGCUGUGUGGUAUUCUGUGCCUUCUGAAAUGAGUGCUCU